ACAUUCUCUCACACCACCUCGCCUUGUCGACAUUUAUACACUAAACUAGGAAAUGGAACAUUUAAAAAAAUCAACAACCGUAAUCAUAUGAACAAUAAAAUUGGGACAAGCUUUGAUCAUGACAUGACAUCAACAUCCAAAGUUUUUAAACUAAGGAAGUUGAAAUUGCAAAGGAGGAAUGCACCAUAAACAAAGUGACAUUGCAUGGGGAAACAUUUUGAGCUAUACAACAACUUAAUGUGAGACCCAUUGUUUGAAACAGAAUCCUAACAAUAUAGGCCAAUAAUUGAGACUGAAAAAUUGUUGAAAUGGACUUGUUUUGUCUUGAAAAGAGAACUUAACAAUUUCAGCUAUGACAGAGAUGAUUGUUUUAUUUGGGAAAAAGGAAUUCAGCCUUUUUUUUUAGAUAUGGAAUAACAAUUAGAAUGUUGAUAGACCAAAUUAGAUAAAACAAAUAUGCAAUAUAUAAAAAGACAAUUGUUCACAGUAUAAAAUCUUAAAAUAUUUAUCCUUAUAAACUACAGAGAAGAGUGUGAUAUGUUAGUAAAAGCUUGAAGAAAGGAGUUUAAAAGGCUUGAAUUCAACUAGUGGCUCAUUUUUUUUUCCAAAGCCUCAGAAUGGAGCAAUUUCAUUAUGGUUCUCAAAGAAGAGAAGAACCAGAUGAGUUCAAUUUGAGAGAAUGGCCAGUUAGGGCAAGGAUCAAGUGUGAAAACACAAGUUCUAGAAGGUUUUCAGGGUCUUAUAUAAGAAGCUUUAGAGAAGAUGGAAGAUCCUUUAGAUCAAACAUAACCAUCUCAAGCACUGCUUCUUCCCCAGGCUGCUACUCCAUGAGAGAUGAAAUUGACCCAUCAACUUAUUCUUUCACUACUGCUCUCAAAGCAUUGCAAGCUAGGACAAGUUAUAAUAGCUGGGAAAGCUUGUCACCAGAGGGAUUUGCUUUGAACUCAAAGUGGUAUGAAGCAGAGAAAUAUAUUUGCAAUCCUCUUUCAGGGGAGGUUCCAAUGGAGUGUUUAUCUGCUAAAACACUAAGUGCAAGAUCAUUCAGAAAUUUCAGAACCAGAAUUACUAUGUCUGCUCCUUUAGUUUAUUCCACAAAUUCCAGACAAAUCCAAGAAAGACCAAUUAAUUUUCCACCAGAGGAAGCAGUUCAUCAGUAUCCAAUUCCAGAAAAGAAAGUGGAAGGGAUGACUACCAAGGAUGUGGGAACUCAAAGCACACCACCUGAUAGAAGUUCAACAAGUCCUAGCCCUGCUUCGACGUCUCCCAUUAACGAGAGAUCGUUAAAGGAAUGUGGGAAAGAACAAACUGGUUCAACAAAUUCUUAUUCCAUUCCUAAAAAGAAACCAGAGAAAGCGGUGACAAUUAAAGCAAGAAAAGAAAAGGAGAUGACAAAACGAGAAAAGGGAGAUAGAAACAGUACAAACGAGCAAACGUGGAGGCAAAGUGGGUGCCUGUCAUGGAUGAGAACAAGACAGAGAGAUAAACACAAAACAAGAAAGAAGAACUUUUUACCUCAUUUGAAAGGGUGCUGAAAAGUUACUGAGAAAAAUGGCAAAAGGAGAUUCGCUUUGUAUUUCAGGCAUAUUUUUGCAGGUGUUAGUGGGGUUUGUGUUUGCGUUAAGAAAUUAAGAGCAAUCAUGAAGAGGGACCUCAGGCCUGCUGAGAAAAGGUUACGGCUUUUAGUUUUGUGGUUCUCUGCUUUAGUGUUGGUGCUGAGUGAUAUUAUUUUUCGUUUAUUGGGAUGGGGUGAAAGUUGGGAGCAGCUUUACCUUCUCACUUCACGUGCCUGCCUUUGUCUUUACCUUUAAACAAACAAAGCUUUUAAUAAGUAGGAUUAUUUAUUUCAUUA
Messenger RNA from Benincasa hispida (wax gourd), 1849 nucleotides. Its product is annotated as mental retardation GTPase activating protein. NCBI's taxonomy places the organism in Eukaryota, Viridiplantae, Streptophyta, Magnoliopsida, Cucurbitales, Cucurbitaceae. The record is from RefSeq and is a predicted model, not a curated record.